Strongylus vulgaris is the source of this 612-nucleotide messenger RNA. Lineage: Eukaryota; Metazoa; Nematoda; Chromadorea; Rhabditida; Strongylidae. The record is from the annotation of a GenBank genome assembly.
AUGGCAUGUGCUUUCAAGGAGAACACCUGUCAGAUUGGUGUUAUUCUCGGGACAGGGACUAAUGCAUGUUACUUGGAAAAGCUUCAAAAUGUUGGAAAAAUGAAGGGUAAAUGGGAAAAUGACGGCUACCCAGACGAUAUAAUUAUAAACAUGGAAUGGGGCGCUUUUGGUGAUGACGGAUGUCUUGCAUUUCUGCAAACGGAAUAUGACAAGGAGAUUGAUCAAAAAAGUAUCAAUCCUAAAAUGCACAUAUUUGAAAAGAUGAUUUCCGGUAUGUACAUGGGAGAACUAGUGCGCAUCAUUUUGGAGCAGCUAGCACGGAAAAAACUUAUUUUCAAAGGACAAGCUGAUGCUAUUGCAAAGGCAGAAUGUUUUCCAACAACAUAUGUUUCAGAAAUAGAAAAGGAAAUGGAAGACAAAGCUAAAGCUAAAAAUUGUGCAAAAACUCGCGAAAUCCUUACGAAUAUUGGCAUCAAAGAUAUCAGCGAUGAGGAUUGUCAGUGUGUUGCUUAUGUAUGCAGUAUGGUUAGCACAAGCUACACUAUGACUCAGCAAAAUCUACAACGACGGAAACAAAGUAGCGGAUCCCUUGAUGAUGUUCAUAUUUUAUGA